AUUCUGGUGGAUCUUUGGAUUCUUCCCUUUUAUCACAGCCAGUUGCAAACCAAGCAAGCCACAGUCAACUUUCAAUUCUUCUCCUUCCUUUUUGAUUCUUCAACUGGAACUUGCAUGACUCUGUUUCUUCAGACAAUGAUGAAUUUCUGCUGGGUUGCUUGAGAAAAUGAUUCUUCAGGCAGGAGCUUCUUCCUGCUUCAGCUCAAUUCCACCAUGCCCAAUCUCGAGCUCCAAUCGCCAACCCUCGUCUCUAACGACUCCCAAUUUCAUCUCAAUUAGAUACAGAAAUGGUAGAAUGUGUGAGUUCCAUGACUUGCAUAAAGAGCUGGUCCCUUACGCCGACGCUUGGAAAUGGCAAAAGGACAUUGUUGCAGAGAAGAAAGCUCUGGUGGAGACCAACCACGAUUGCCCUGAUACAUUGAUUGUGCUCCAGCACCAUCCUGUCUAUACUUUGGGUAUGGGUAGUUCAUUGGAGCACCUUAAUUUCGACAUGAACGAUGCUCCACUCGAUGUAUAUCGAACUGAGAGAGGUGGAGAAGUUACGUAUCAUGGACCUGGACAGUUAGUUAUCUACCCAAUAGUUAAUCUCCGAAACCACAAGAUGGACAUCCAUUGGUACCUCAGGGCGCUCGAGGAGGUGAUCAUUCGUGUUCUCUCAUCAGCAUUCUCCAUCGAGGCUUCCCGAGUUGAUGGCUUGACUGGAGUCUGGUUUGGUAUGUUCUUACUCUACCUUCUGAAUGAACUUCAGAGAGAUCAUGAAACAUUUGUUAUUAUGUUGUCAGGCGAUCAGAAACUGGCUGCGAUUGGGGUGAAGGUUUCUCGGUGGAUAGCGUACCAUGGAGUUGCACUGAACGUGACCACGGAUUUGGCGCCUUUCAAAUCGAUAGUGCCUUGUGGGAUCAAGGAUAGAAGGGUGGGAAGCAUCAAGUCAUUGCUGGGCAUAGAUGAUGAUGAUGAUACUCAGCUGAUUGAAACUGCUUAUAAGUCGUUGAUUAAGGAGUUCUCUGAGGUUUUCGAUCUCGGAAUUCAGCAAAUAGCUUCUUCCCCCAUUUUGGAGGGUUUAGAGCCUUAG
This is a messenger RNA of Linum tenue, 1072 nucleotides long. Lineage: Eukaryota; Viridiplantae; Streptophyta; Magnoliopsida; Malpighiales; Linaceae. The record is from the annotation of a GenBank genome assembly.